CCCGCAGGCCGGGGCGUCUCCGGAGUUGUGUGCCCUCGGGAGGCUGCAUGGCCGACUGCAGCUCCUCCUCUCUGAACAGGAGGCAAACAUGACUCCAGGCUACCGAGGAUGAGCUGUGGCCACUGGAGGGCGACAGAUGGAGGCAAGCUGCGACUCCGGAGCCCCGGCGGGGGCUGCUGAGGCUCCCAAGGAGAAUGCUGGUCAAGCCAGGAUCUUGCCAGCCUCCCCCUCCAGAGACAUCCACAAGAAUAGUAAGGGGACCGUCUUUUCAUCUUCAUCAACUUUAGACUUGAGUCAAAGUGGCCUGCGCCAUCUGGAAAAAGUCUUUGUAAUCCCCAACCUUCAACAAUUGCAUCUUCAGAGAAAUACCCUCUGCAUGAUUCCUAAAGAUUUCUUUCAGUUACUGCCAAACCUGACGUGGCUGGACCUCCGGUAUAAUAAAAUUAAGGUGCUUCCUUCCGGGAUUGGAUCUCACAAGCAUUUGAAAACUUUGCUUUUAGAAAGAAAUCCUAUCAAGAUGUUACCUAUGGAGCUAGGCAAUGUCGCCACCCUGAGAGCACUGAACUUGAGACACUGCCCCCUGGAGUUCCCUCCUCAGCUGAUUGUGCAGAAAGGAGUGGCCUCCAUCCUGACCUUCCUGCGGAUCUGUGCAGCGGAGCACAGCCUCCCUAAGGGUGCGGCUUCUCAAGAGAGCUCAUUGGUUAAAAAGAUGGACCUAAAUGAGCUUCCAGUUCUCGUGCAAGAUUUAUCACAGUAUAGGAACCCUCAGGACCAUGUGAUGAAGGAAAAGGUGGAUUAUCCUCCAACUGUGGAACAAUUAGGCCUGAGUGAGCUCAGAAGGUCUACCGAAUCCCCGCAGCCGUGGCCGAGCAAAGAGGAGAUCAAGCGCUUCUGGAAGCUAAGGCAGGAGAUCGUUGAGAAUGAAAAGGCGGAGGUUCUUGAAAACCAGCUCCUUCCUGUUGAGUUGCCACCAAAUAUCAAGGCAGCAUUAAACACCAAGGAGAGAGAACACUCAAAUGCAAGGCACGUGUUCAGAAGGAAGAGGCCCUCCUUCAAGAACAUCUUACCUGAUCUUUCAUCGCCGUACCAAACAAUGAUUCCAACGAAAAGACUUGAGGAACGCCGAGUCGCGGCCCUCAGAGAGCUCCGAGAGAAGCAGGCUCUAAUGGAGCAGCGGAGGAGAGACAAAAGAGCCCUGCAGGAGUGGAGAGAGCAGGCCCAGAUGCUGAAGAAGAAGAAGGAGGAGCUCAGCAAGCUCCUGCCCUCAGCUAGGAGCCUGGUGGCACCAAAGAUUCCACUUACUACACGUCUGCCCGAUCAUGGGGAGGUUCCAGGGAGUCCACGUGGCAGAAUGAAACACAGCAAAGAGAGCUCGUCUCAGGCGAACGGAGACCUAAGCGUCUCCCAAGUGGCAGCGGAUCUGGAGGACAAGAUAAAGCGGCACAUCCAGCAGAUGCAUGUGCGUAGGGGCUUCCAAGGCAUACCAGUGCUGCAGGAGAUGAAGACGGUCACCCAGGACUUGGACAUCGCCAAGAAACUACAGGAUGAAGUAAUGAAACUAAAAUUGGAAUUGAGCAAAGAGCAUCCAUUUGCGACUCUCACUGGAAACCUUUCACUUCACCCACCAAAAGCACAACCUCAAAACAUAUUUUUUAAAACAAAAUAUUAGGAACAUGUUCGUAGUCUCAGUGUCAAGGUUCUUCAAGCACGAGGAUCCAGCUCAUCUCUUAUGGUGAUGGGGACUGGUUAAGAUAUUCAGUGAUUUUAUGGUUUAUUUCACAGGCAGCCCUUUGUUGUUUUUAUAUAAAUCUGUGUCCCUUUUCUGAGGCUGUGAAAGUUUUAAGCUGCAUUAAAAGAAUGAGAAUA
This is a messenger RNA of Octodon degus (degu), 1866 nucleotides long. RefSeq names its product leucine rich repeat containing 27 (gene Lrrc27). The transcript is spliced from 11 exons. Gene Ontology annotation, molecular function: protein binding. The record is from RefSeq and is a predicted model, not a curated record. Lineage: Eukaryota; Metazoa; Chordata; Mammalia; Rodentia; Octodontidae. The coding region runs from base 137 to 1669 and encodes 510 amino acids.